CCUCAUACCUCUCUCUACCUCUGUUGCCGACCGACACUUGCAGCCAUUUUACGCAGGACGAAGCCAAACAUCAUGUCGUGAAAGGAAAUCCUUUGCUGCUCGUCACCUGGCCGCAGCCAGCAGCAGCGGCAGCGGGAGUCCAGCUCCCAGUGGUAUUAUUGGUCCCCGUCUCUGGAUACUGGUCCCAGUCUGACCGGCGGGUCCGGUCACAUAAACAGAAAACAUGGUGAAAAGAAAAAGCUUGGACGAGAACGAGUCAGAGUGCGGGAAGGGGAUACCGUUCCCCAUUCAGACCUUCCUGUGGAGACAGACCAGUGCAUUUCUGCGGCCAAAGUUGGGGAAGCAGUAUGAAGCCUCAUGUGUGUCCUUUGAGCGGGUGCUGGUGGAGAAUAAGCUCCACGGGUUGUCACCGGCCCUGUCAGAGGCCAUCCAGAGCAUCUCCCGCUGGGAACUGGUCCAGACAGCCCUGCCUCAUGUCCUCCACUGCACCUCUAUCCUGCUGUCCAACAGGAACAAGCUGGGCCACCAGGACAAACUGGGCGUCGCAGAGACCAAGCUGCUCCACACGCUGCACUGGAUGCUGCUGGACGCUGCCCAGGAAUGUAACCAUGAGUCCAGCCUGGGCCACGGCUGGUCUGCUGGGAGCAGCAGCAGUGCUUUUCUUCAGCCAGUGGGAAACCAGGGCUCCUCCUCAGGGGCCCCGGGAUCCUGCUCCUCCGUCUCAGCCCUCGGGGGUUCUGGGCCCCAGCAUGGCAGCUCUCUCCUGGAGGAGGACGAACACACUCGUACCAAGCUGUUCCACAAGAGCAUGGAGACAGUGGAGCUGUUUGUGUUCCUGUUUGCUCCACUUAUUCACAGAAUCAAGGAAUCAGAUCUGACCUUUCGCUUGGCCAGUGGCCUGGUGAUUUGGCAGCCCAUGUGGGAACACCGCCAGCCCGACAUCCCGGCCUUUACAGCCCUUAUCAAACCUGUGAGGAACAUUGUGACAGCUAAGAGGAACUCCCCUGUCAACAACCAGUGCAGCCCCUGUGGAUCUGCAAACCCUGGUCCCAUGGGCUUCCAGGUGGUUUGUGAAGCUCCUCUGUCUGAUUCCUCCUCCCCCUCAGCUGGAGAGCAGAGCUGUCGGCGUGAAAACUCGGUGGAAAAAGGUGGCCCUUCCCAACAGCCCGCACAGGUCAAAGGGCCGACAAAGAAAAAAACUUCAGCUCCUGCAGGUCUGCCAACAUCUUUGUCUCAGCGUGCACGUUAUGCCACCUAUUUUGACGUGGCAGUACUGCGCUGUCUGCUGCAGCCCCACUGGACAGAGGAGGGUGUUCACUGGGCAUUGAUAUAUUACCUCCAGCGCCUGAAGCAGAUUCUGGAGGAGCGACCUGAACGUACCUCAGAACCUCUGGUCCUGCCGCUGCCACGUCCGCGUAGUAGCUCUAUGGUUGCAGCUACACCCUCAUUGGUCAAUACACACAAGACCCAGGAUAUGAGCUUGAAAUGCAACGAGGAGGAAAAAUCUCUGAGUACAGAAACAUUUGCAAAGGUUUCUCUGACUAAUCUUCGUCGACAGGCCGUCCCUGAUCUCUCCUCUGACCUGGGCUUAAACCUCUUCAAGAAGUUCAAGAACAGGCGCGAGGACCGAGAGAGAAAGGGUUCCAUCCCUUUCCACUACACAGGAAAAAAGCGUCAGCGCCGUAUGGGGGUUCCUUUCCUUCUUCACGAGGAUCACCUGGAAGUCUCGCCCACACGCAGCACCUUUUCUUUUGGUAGCUUCUCUGGUCUGGGCGAUGAUCGGCGAACUCUGGACCGUGGAGGCUGGCAGGCAACAAUCAUGGGUAAAUUCACACGGAGAGGAAGCACAGACACUGCUGCAGACGCUGACAGUCUGAGUGCCAAACACUCGCACUCACACCACUCUCUCCUCAGAGACAUGCCUGACCACUCCAACAGUCACAGUGACAACACUGUCAAAGAGGUGCGAUCUCAGAUCUCUACCAUCACCAUGGCAGCAUUCAACACGACGGUGGCAUCCUUUAAUGUGGGUUAUGCGGACUUCUUCACUGAGCACAUGAAGAAACUCUGUAACCCUGUGACUGUCCCUGAGAUGCCUGUGGAGCCGCUAGCCUGCGCCAACCUGCCACGCAGCCUCACAGACUCCUGCAUCAACUACUCCUGUCUGGAUGAAGGAGAGAACAUCGAGGGCACAAAUAAUUUUGUGCUGAAAAAUGGCAUGCUGGACCUGACUGCUGUUUUGAGAGCACUCUACGCUGUCCUCAGUCAUGACAUCAGCUCCAGGAUCUGUGAUGUUGCCCUUAACAUCAUCGACUGCCUGCUGCAGCUGGGCGUGGUCCCCGGCAUGGGCAAAAAACUGUCCAAGCCUGAUAACAAGGAAAACCAGGAAGCACGAGCCAAAGACCCAGGUGGUCAGAGCCUUGGAGUACAGGGUGGUGGAGCAGUACCUGGAGCAGGUGGAGGAGGGGGAGAUGGAGGAGGAGGUGGCGGAAGUGGUGGUGGAAGUGGACAGGGGAGCAAGGAUGAUGUAAAGAAUAACAAAGACAAUGACAAAAAGGAGGAAGGCUCCAGCCUUAGCACCCACCGUUUAGCGCUGACUAUGCUGAUAAAGAUAGUAAAGUCGCUGGGCUGUGCCUACGGCUGUGGUGAGGGACACAGAGGUCUGUCAGGCGAUCGCCUCAGGAUGCAGGCCCAGAACUGCUUGACAAACCUGUAUAAGCUGGACAAGGUCCAGUUUCGCCAGACAAUACGCGAGUAUGUGAACAAAGACUCUCUCAAUAACAUUGUGGACUUCCUGCAUGCACUGCUGGGCUUCUGCAUGGAGCCCAUUACUGACAAGUACGGCAGUGCAGGUGAGAGGUCCAGGAGGGCGAAAAAACGAAACAUCGACAAGGCAGGCUUUGGGAAUAACUUCACCACAGGGGACAACAAGUCUGUGGCCCAGAAUAUGGAGGCUGUGGUGGUAGGCUGCAUGUUCAAGUCCCUGAUUACCCGCUGUGCGUCCACCACGCACGAGCUGCACAGCCCUGAGAACCUGGGUCUUUACUGUGACAUCCGCCAGCUGGUGCAGUUCAUCAAGGAGGCUCAUGGAAACGUGUUCCGCAGGGUGGCGCUGAGUGCACUCCUGGACAGUGCAGAGAAGGUCACCACCACCAAGAAACCGGAGGAGAAGGAAGAGGGCAAACAGACUGGACCAAAAAGGUCAGAGGCGGGUGUGUCCGGGGAGAAGGGUCAGGUGUCCAGUGCUGCAGAUGAGUGUCGCAGCUACAUCUCCAGCAGACCCCCCCAGACCCCCGAACAUGAAGAACAAAUCCCAGGGGCUCUUCUAGGAAGAAAGGAUUUUUGGAGGAAAAUGUUCAAGUCCCAGAGUGCUGCCAGUGACACUAGCAGCCAAUCAGAGCAGGACACCUCGGAGUGCACCACUGCCCACUCAGGCACCACCACAGACAGACGGUCCAGGUCCAGGUCGCGUCGGAUUUCGCUACGCAAAAAACUGAAGCUGCCAAUUGGCAACUGGCUGAAACGCUCCUCUCUGUCGGGCCUGACUGAUGGUGUGGAGGACCUGCUGGACAUCAGCUCAGUCGAUCGUCUCUCCUUCAUACGGCAGAGCUCUAAGGUUAAGUUCACCAGUGCUGUGAAGCUGACCGAAGGUGGCACUGCAGGGCCAGAGUACGGCAGGGACGAGGAGGAAAAUUUCUUCAAGCGGCUCGGUAAAUGGAGGUCUGGCAGGAGGAAUCCAUCCAAGCUUCACCACACAGAAGAGAAAGAUGGUCCCCAUGGUUUCCAGGAAAGGCUCGCAGCCAGUCAGGAGGCCAUGAAGAACAAGAACGUGGUGAAUCUGGGAGCCAUACGUCAGGGUAUGAAACGCUUCCAGUUCCUUCUGAACUGCUGUGAGCCAGGAACCAUACCAGACGCCUCCAUCCUGGCUGCAGCACUGGACCUGGAAGCUCCAGUUGUGGCUCGAGCCUCCCUCUUUCUGGAGUGUGCUCGGUUUGUCCACCGAUGUAACCGUGGCAACUGGCCUGAGUGGAUGAAGGGCCACCACGUUAACAUCACCAAGAAAGGUCUUUCAAGGGGCAGGUCACCUAUAGUGGGUAACAAAAGGAAUCAAAAACUCCAGUGGAACGCUGCCAAACAUUUCUGCCAGUGGGGAGAUGCUAUUGGCACAAGGCUAAGCGAAUUGUGUCACUCUGAAAGCGAGAGCCCGGCCAACAUUCUGGGUUACAUCUAUGAUGAAGACACCAAACGGAGAAUGAGGAAAGAAGAUGAGGAAGAGGACUAUUUAGAUGAUAACACAGUCAAUCCAACCAAAUGUGGCUGCCCCUUUGCUUUGAAGAUGGCUGCCUGUCAGCUCCUCCUAGAAAUCACCACUUUCUUGAGAGAGACUUUUCCCUGCCUACCACGUCCGCGAACAGAGCCUCUUGUGGAUCUCGACAGCUGCCGACUACGAUUAGACCCAGAGCUCGGUCGUCACCGAUAUGAGAGGAAGAUCAGCUUUGCAGGCAUCCUGGAUGAUGAGGAUGGACACGACUCUCUCAACAGCAGCAGCCACACGCUCAAGUCUGACACUACAGGUGAAGAGAAGAAGGUGCAGGAGAGUCAGGUACCUAUAAGGAAAAUUCGUAUUGGAGGCUCCCGGCUGCUUCAAAUCAAAGGGGCCCGCAGUUUUAGGGUGAAAAAAGGUGGCUCCCUGUCGUCCAUACGCCGGGCAGGGAGCCUUAAAAGCACAAAGCUUUCCCGGCAGGACUCAGAGUCUGAGAAUGAAGAGGGUUUGUUGUCACAGACACAAAGCAGGGACACCGUAACUGACAUUGGCAGUCCCUUCAGUACCAGUGAGCCCAGCAUAGAACCAGAGGGUCAAGGUUCAGGUGGCGCAGAGGAAAACUAUCACCGCAACAUGUCCUGGCUCCAUAUCAUGAUCCUGUUGUGCAACCAGCAGAGUUUCAUCUGUACCCAUGUCGACUUCUGCCACCCCCACUGCUACCAGCACCACAGCCGCUCCUGCGCCCGUCUGGUCCGUGCCAUCAAGCUUGUUUACGGCGAGACAGUGGACAGCCUGCGGGAAGACAGUGCGUCCUUAGGGAACAUUGGAGCACGUGCAAAGAAAAACAAUGAGUGUUCGGACAAGUCAUGUCUGAGGACACCAUCUAUGAAGAGACGACCAACGGACCCCAACACAGAAGGAAAGAAAGACACAGGGAUGCUCAAGUACAUCCGCAACCAGGUCAUGAGCCUGUCACCAGCACCGCUUUCCUUGUUGAUCAAAGCAGCUCCUAUCCUAACUGAUGACAUGUAUGGAGAUGUUCAACCAGCAGCCUGGGAGCUGCUGCUCAGUGUGGAUGAACAUAUGGCAGCUGCUGCAGCGGCCAUGUUCCUCCUCUGUGCGGUAAAGGUGCCAGAUGCAGUGACUGAAAUGAUGAUGGCAGAGUUCCAGCACCAGGAGGCAUGUCAACGCAUCAACUCCAUCCUGAAAUUUUAUACACUCUGGAGGUUCCGCUACCAGGUUUGGCCCCGCAUGGAAGAAGGAGCACAGCAGAUUUUUAAGAUUCCUCCUCCCAGCAUCAACUUCACCCUGCCAUCUCCAAUCCUAGGCAUGCCCUGUGUUCCCAUAUUUGAUCCUCCCUGGGUGCCACAGAACACUGGCAGUGUCCAGGACCCUAUUAAUGAAGACCAGUCUAAAUCCUUUUCAGCACGUGCAGUGUCCCGCUCCCACCAGCGAGCUGAGCACAUCCUGAAAAACCUGCAGCAAGAGGAAGAGAAGAGGCGCCUGGGCCGUGAGGCCAGCAUCAUCACCGCCAUCCCCGUGGCUCAAGAGGCUUGCUAUGAACCAACAUGCAGCCCACCACCGGAACAGGAGGAAGAAGCAGAAGAAGUGGUGAACCUGGCAUCCCGCCGCCUGUCCGUCAGCCCAUCUUGUGCCUCCAGCAACUCCCACAGGAACUACUCUUUCCGUCGGGGGUCAGUUUGGUCAGUGCGUUCACUGGCCAGUGCUGAGGAUGAAGAAAACACAACAGAACACACUCCUACUCACCACAUGCUCCAGCCUCCACAAGCAGUCUUCCCAGCAUGCAUCUGUGCAGCUGUUCUACCUAUAGUGCACCUCAUGGAGGAUGGAGAGGUGCGAGAGGACGGUGUGGCUGUGAGUGCUGUUGCACAGCAAAUUCUUUGGAACUGCCUGAUCGAGGAUCCAGCCCUGGUUCUCCGUCACUUCCUGGAGAAACUGACAGUCAGCAACAGACAGGAUGAGUUGAUGUACAUGCUGAGGAAGCUGCUACUCAACAUUGGAGAUCUGCCUGCCCAAACGUCUCACAUUCUCUUCAACUACCUGGUGGGGCUGAUCAUGUACUUUGUACGCACACCCUGUGAGUGGGGUAUGGACGCUAUCUCUGCCACACUGACCUUCCUGUGGGAGGUGGUGGGGUACGUGGAGGGGCUCUUCUUUAAGGACCUAAAGCAGACCAUGAAGAAGGAGCAGUGUGAGGUCAAACUUCUGGUCACCGCAUCUAUGCCAGGAACCAAAACCCUAGUGGUCCAUGGACAGAAUGAGUGUGACAUCCCUACACAGCUUCCUGUUCAUGAAGACACUCAGUUUGAAGCCCUUCUGAAGGAGUGUCUUGAAUUUUUCAACAUCCCUGAGGCCAGAUCAGCCCACUACUUCCUCAUGGACAAACGAUGGAACCUCAUCCAUUAUUCCAAGACGUAUGUCAGAGACAUCUAUCCGUUCCGAAGGUCGGUCUCUCCUCAGCUCAACCUGGUCCACAUGCUACCUGAGAAAGGACAAGAACUUAUUCAGAAACAGGUGUUUUCCCGUAAACUGGAGGAGGUCGGUCGUGUCCUGUUUCUCAUCUCCCUCACACAACACAUGCCAGCCGUGCACAAACAAUCCCACGUCUCGCUCCUCCAGGAGGACCUGCUGCGCCUGCCUUCUUUCCCACGAACCGCUAUCGACGCAGAGUUCUCUUUGUUCAAUGAACCACAAGGUAAGGAGUUGUUUGGACUGGACACACUCCACAAAGUCCUGUGGAUCAAGCUUUUGGAGGAGAUGUUUCUGGGCAUGCCCAGUGAGUACCCAUGGGGUGAUGAGAUGAUGCUGUUCCUCAAUGUCUUCAAUGGCGCGCUGCUAUUGCAUCCAGAGGACAGCUCCCUCCUCAGGCAGUACACAGCUACUGCCAUCAACACUGCUGUGCAUUUUAACCAUCUCUUCUCCCUGAGUGGUUAUCAGUGGAUCCUACCAACGAUGCUGCAGGUGUAUGCAGACUACGAGAGCAACCCUCUACUAAGACAGGGCAUCGAGUUCUGCUGCAGGCAGUUCUACAUCCUUCACAGAAAACCCUUCAUCCUCCAGCUCUUUGCCAGUGUGGCUCCUCUGCUGGAAUUCACAACCAGCACCAGCACUGGUCUGUCUAAAGGAGUCUCAGCCCAGUGUCUGUUUGACCUGCUGGUCUCUCUAGAGAGUGAGACUCAGGACACCCUGGACGCCCUGGAGCUGGUCAAAGCAGAGAAACCACUGCGAUCGCUGGAUUUCUGUUAUGGAAACGAGGACCUUGCCUUUUCCAUCAGUGAGGCCAUCAAACUGUGUGUGACUGUGGUAGCCUACGCCCCUGAGUCCUUCAGGAGUCUCCAGAUGCUCAUGGUUCUGGAGGCCUUGGUUCCUUGCUUCCUCCAGAGACUGAAGAGCAACACAGAGACGAUGGAAUCUGCCUCGGCUGCUAGAGACGAGAUAGCAGCCAUUGCUGCCCUUGCUACGUCACUGCAGGCGCUUCUAUACAGCUCAGAGUCUUUAACAAGGCCCAUGACAGCUCCACAGAUGUCCCGCUGUGAUCAAGGCCAUAAGGGAGGAACUACAGCUAACCACACCAUCUCAGGAGGUGUCAACACCAGAGACAACCUCCACCUCCUGGAAGAGGGACAAGGGAUGCCAAGAGAGGAGCUGGAUGAACGAAUAGCAAGGGAGGAGUUCCGUCGUCCCAGAGAGUCUCUACUGAACAUCUGCACUGAGUUCUACAAACACUCUGGACCCAGGCUAAAGAUCCUGCAGAAUGUUGCUGGCGAGCCAAGGGUAACCGCCCUGGAGCUGCUGGAUAUCAAGUCUCAUAUGAGACUUGCAGAAAUUGCCCAUGCCUUACUAAAGCUGGCGCCUUACGACACCCUGACCAUGGAGAGCCGUGGGCUGCGGCGUUACAUAAUGGAGAUGCUGCCCAUCACCGACUGGUCUUCAGAGGCCGUUCGCCCUGCCCUCAUCCUCAUCCUCAAGAGACUGGACCGCAUGUUCAACAAGAUCCACAAGAUGCCCACGCUCAGGUGCGCUCGCCCACAGGCACUGUGCAGCAGGAGACAGGUAGAGUGGGAGGCAGCCAGUAACCUGAUCGAGGGCAUUUGUCUGACGCUGCAGCGACAGCCAAUCAUUUCCUUCCUCCCGCACCUUCGCUCGCUAAUCAAUGUCUGCGUUAAUCUGGUGAUGGGUGUGGUGGGUCCCUCCAGUGUGGCUGAUGGUCUUCCUCUGCUCCACCUCAGCCCCUACCUCUCUCCUCCACUUCCUUUCAGCACAGCAGUUGUCCGCCUGGUUGCGUUGCAGAUUCAGGCUUUGAAGGACGAUUUCCCUCUCAGUCAUGUGAUCUCACCUUUCACAAAUCAGGAGAGACGAGAAGGGAUGCUGCUGACCCUGCUGAUUCCUUUUGUACUGACUGUUGGCUCAGGGAGCAAAGACAGUCCCCAUUUGGAGCAGCCGGAGAUCUUCUUGCUCCUUCAGACCGUCAUCAAUAUCCUUCUUCCUCCUCGGAUUAUCUCCACCUCCCGCACCAAGAACUUCAUGCUGGACGCGUCACCUGCUCACUGUUCCACUCCGGGUGACACAGGGAAGGAUCUGCGCAGAGAAGGUCUUGCAGAGUCCACCAGCCAGGCUGCUUAUCUUGCUCUGAAGGUGGUGUUGGUUUGCUUUGAGCGAUCGUUGGGGAAUCAGUGGUACCGUCUUAGUCUGCAGGUGAAAGAGAUGGCUCUAAGGAAGGUGGGCGGACUGGCCUUUUGGGAUUUCAUCGACUUCAUUGUCCGGACUCGUAUCCCCAUUUUCGUCCUGCUGAGACCGUUUAUACAGUGCAAGGUAAAGAACUUCACCCAGCUGUUGACCCAACCAGCUGACUCCCAGGAAGAGAUCACAGCCCGCCACCACAUUGCUGACCAGCUGGAGCGACGAUUCAUUCCAAGGCCUCUGUGCAAGAGUUCCCUGUUUGCAGAGUUCAACAAUGAGCUCAAGAUCCUGAAGGAAGCAGUGCACAGUGGCUCUGCCUACCAGGGUAAGACGUCCAUCAGCACAGUGGGCACCUCCACGUCGGCCUAUCGCCUCAGUCUGGCCACAAUGUCUCGCUCCAACACCGGCACGGGCACCGUUUGGGAGCAGGAGAGUCAGCCGUCACGCCAGCCUUCCCAAGACACACUGAGCCGCACCGAUGAGGACGAAGAAGAGAAUGAUUCCAUGAGUAUUCCCAGUGUGGUGAGCGAACACGAGGCCUUCCUGCCCAGGGUGAUAACAGAGAGGCGUUUCUCCAGCCACGCCACCGGAUCAGUGAUCUUACAGCCUGCGGCUCCACGGAGCACCAUGCUGCCCAGCCACAGUGAACCCAAUGUGCUAGAUGAGUCCCAGGGUCUUCUGCAGGAGGGUAACCUCUCUAGGGUGGCCAGUGUGCAGAGUGAACCGGGUCAUCAGAACCUCCUCAUACAACCGCCGCUGGGACGGAAACGUGGCCUCAGACAGCUUCGUCGCCCUCUGCUGUCUAUUCCGAAGAGUGAACCACGUGAUCGCUCAGGUGCACGGCUCUCUACGACCCGCAGAAGCAUCCAACCCAAGAACAAACCCAUGGAAACUUUGUUGGACUGUGAAGCACAUGGAGACCAAAAGAGAUCAGUCACUUUCACCGAGGCGUCUGGAGGAACGGGCAAACCCCAGACUCCCAGCACCAGUGACCCCCUGGCUGAGGGCAGGAAGACCAGUCCUGCCCCGUCAAAGUCACCCACCCUGGAAGUGCCCCCAGCCUCCUCAGCCACCGUCACGGCAGACCUGCACAGUCCUGCAAACACACAAGUUUCUUCAACUCUCUGUACUAAGGACAAGAGGGAACAGUGGGGGUUCCGCAGCAGCCUCUCCCCUCCUCCCUCGACCUCCCGCCCCUCCACCCCAACGCCCCCACCCCACCCUUGCUCCCCUACUCCGUUGUCACGAACCUGCUCUCCACUUUCUCUUUCCCGCACCUCUUCUCCACUCCCUCCUCCGCUUCCUGUAUUGGGUACUACCCCUGCCCCAGGACCCCCGCCCCCUCCCCCACUCCCUCCGACCCCACUUCUCCCUCCUCCUCCUCCUGGCCCAUCUAGAAUCAGAGAGAGCCCGGGGGACGAGGACACAACCGCACUGCUGCCUCGCUGCACCACCCUGCUGCAGCUGAGUGAGGACGCAGGCACAGAGAACCCACUCCUCACCCCUCUGUUGUCCUGCCCCUCACCCCGACUGUCGCCCCUUCCCCUGUCUCCAGUAGACCUUGACCUAGAUGAGUCCCAUGUGUGAGACCGAAUUUAUUUCUGACCUUUAAAAAUGUGUCACAACAUUAGCUUUUAUUGCACAUUUAAACAGAGAGUUAAAUCAUCACCACCCUCAUCAUCAUCAUCCUACAUAAGCUACUGUUGAAUGUAUACUGGUCAUCCUAUUCCACAUCACAAUUCAACGCCAAUGCUGAAAAAAUAUUUAUUUUUUAUCUCAAAGUAAAAGUGAUUCAAAUUUAAAUAUUAUUUUUAAUUAAUUAUUAUAUGAAAGAGUCUAUAUGUUAAAUCUUUAUCAACUUAAACAAGAGUAGUGUGAGGAGGAAAUAAGGAGCCAUCUCAAGGAAAGACCGUUACAGAAUGAUAGUAUAUGAAUGAGAUUAUUAUGGAGAAGAAAAGACAAUAUUUAAAAAGAAUUAUUGAUUUUAGCAUUCACAGAAGUUAUGUAUAAAGAGAUUUGUGGGUCUUGAUGUUGUAGUGUCUGUAAUUUUGUUUUGUGUGUAACUAUGGUACAGACACUGGACAUUUUAUGACUUAGAUCUGUGCUGUUCAGAGUUUUUUUAUAAGUAAACAGGGGUUCAAAUUCAAGUUAAAAUUCACACUAAGGAAGAAAAAAAAAUCCACCAAAUGUUUUUUGAGCAUUUAAUGCAUUUAAUUACGAAAACAAUUAUCUACUAUCAUCCAAAUGUUCAUAAUCAUUCACAGAUUUAAUUUUUUUGCUGUUAGCAGCAAAAAAAUAAAAAACCUGACCUGAAGUGAGAGUAAAAACUUUGUUCCUUGUGUUUGAACUUGUAUUUUACACAUUACAUCUAUAUAGAGGCAUCAUUUAAACUCCAUAGUAUUUAACAUUUAUACUAAUCAGUCAAACUUUACAUUUCAAUGUCUCCUAGAUUGUUGAAAAGGCCUUUAAAGUGAGUGUUAUUUUUCUCUAUUUUGUCUCUUGUUCUAUGUCUAAUUGUAUUAUUCUAUAAAUAUAUUAUAGUCUGCAGGGGGUUUUUUCUUUGUAAACUUAGCUGCUCAGUUCCUCUACAGAUUUUCUUGUGACCAAAGAACUUUGCCAUGCUGUCUUUUAGUUGUGUUAAAUGCUGUGGAAACAUAGGUUUUGAAUAGUAUUUCUAAAGUCUAAAAAAACAGCAACAAAACUCUCACCUGUCCUGCUGCAAUGUCGUCCUAAUUUGUUUUGUCUGCACUGUUAAAGUGCAUAGACAUGUAAUUUUCUUCUAUCUUAACAUAUAGUUUUGUACAGUCCUGUGUAUUUUACAGAAGAUGUGCCAUAAUUUACAAUAAGAUGUGCCAUAAUCGAAACCAAUGCACUGUGUUUCCUUUAAAGCAGCUUCUGUGUUCAUUUAUUCUAUCUUAGAGCAUCUAUUUAAAUGUGUCACUUAAUAAAUGUUUCAAUUAUUCUUGA
This is a messenger RNA of Cynoglossus semilaevis (tongue sole), 11932 nucleotides long. It is a transcript of the gene unc80, whose product is annotated as unc-80 homolog (C. elegans). NCBI's taxonomy places the organism in Eukaryota, Metazoa, Chordata, Actinopteri, Pleuronectiformes, Cynoglossidae. The record is from RefSeq and is a predicted model, not a curated record. Gene Ontology annotation, biological process: monoatomic cation homeostasis. Gene Ontology annotation, molecular function: monoatomic cation channel activity. Gene Ontology annotation, cellular component: axon; cation channel complex. The coding region runs from base 224 to 10552 and encodes 3442 amino acids. The transcript is spliced from 66 exons.